Messenger RNA from Chaetomium fimeti, 1325 nucleotides. Its product is annotated as eukaryotic mitochondrial regulator protein-domain-containing protein. NCBI's taxonomy places the organism in Eukaryota, Fungi, Ascomycota, Sordariomycetes, Sordariales, Chaetomiaceae. Gene Ontology annotation, molecular function: structural constituent of ribosome. The transcript has 2 exons. Gene Ontology annotation, cellular component: mitochondrial small ribosomal subunit. Gene Ontology annotation, biological process: mitochondrial translation. The record is from RefSeq and is a predicted model, not a curated record. The coding region runs from base 105 to 1112 and encodes 335 amino acids.
AACUCACUCCCCUGUUUCCUCUCCAAGAAAAUUCCGACGGCAAGCCGGAGCUCAACCUUAAUAAAACCAUCCUCCACGCCCCGACAACCACAACCACCACAACCAUGCCCCCCCGGAUACGCGGCAGCAGCUGCCAGCCGCAAUUGCUCCUCAACUACCUCGAACCGGUACCAUCCUCCUCCAUAUCACCGGCAUCCGCCCUCACCCCACUACACAGGCCAACGGCAUCGCCGUCACCAAAAUGCAGUCGGGCCUUUUCCACAACGCCAGCGCCGCAGAUCACCAAGCUGCGGCGGGCGUUCAAGGAAUGGUGCGCCGAUAAGGGGUUGAUGUAUCGCAACGCCCCGUACGACCAGACGAACUACAUGGGCUUCUCGAGGACCCGGCCGUUCCCCGAGAACGAGCACUUCAAGAGCGAGCCCGUGCUGUCGGUCAGGGCGCGCAACAUGAUUUGGGAGGCCAUCAUGGUGAAGGGCAUGCCGCUCAAGGCUGUGUCGGCCGAGUUCCAUGUGGAUAUGCGCCGCGUCGCGGCGGUGGUGAGGAUGAUGGAGAUUGAGAAGAAGUGGGAGCGUGAGGACAAACCCCUCGCCCACGCCUACGCCCGCGCCAUAACCGCCAUGCUUCCGCGGGCAGACCUCCUCGAGGGCGAGAACAAAUUCGAGCCCAUCAACGACAUCCACGUGCACAGCUACACGACGCAGCAGCUGUUCGUGCCGGCGUCGGAGUCGCGGCAGUUCACGCGCGCCGACGCGGCCAAGGCGUUCGGCGAGCACAUCCUGCCGCCGGACGCCAAGAUGCGCAUCCCCGAGCUGGUGCAGAUGGAACGGAACCUGGUCGAGGGGAUGGAGCCGCGCGAGGCGCGCGGGCGCUUCAUCAAGGAGGCGGCCGAGAGCGAGCAGGCGUUCGCGGAGAGGCAGCGCGAGCGCGCGCUGGCCGCCGAGGAGCGCAAGACGCGCGUCAACACGGGCAGGUUCGAGUUCCGGUUCGAGAAGAUCAACGCCGAGAACGUGGGCCCCACGGGCCGCGCGCGGAAGGCCGCGGGCUGGCGGUACGGCGCGCCACAUAUGGACCGCAGGAGAGGCGAGGUCAAGAUCCCAACGAGCGUCGGGUGAAGCCUUGGGCUGGUCACGAGGAUUGGAAUUGUUUUCAGGACGCCGGUGUACGUAUGUAUUCAGGGCAGCUCCACCAGCGGCGAGCCCUUGUAUGAAUUAGUAGUAGUUAGUCUGGGAUGGUCUAGAUGAAAGCCCGCAAAAAGCGGCCUUGCUACCUCUCUAUCACAACCAUAUCUUGUAGUGUAGCCAACCAACCAAUCUAAAGACGGGGUU